GUAAAAACACAAGGUUCGAUUCAUAUGUCCACUAAUACAUAAAAGAAGGGAAGGAUUGGGUUUAGCAUUCUCGAAUGGUACUGCAUUCCUAAGCAUCCAGGAAACACAAAAGGAAAUUGCAAGAACUGAAAUAAGUCUCUGCUUAUCAGAUUUUAAAGUCAAUGGAUCGUGAAUGAAAGACUCCGCCAAGCCAUAAAUCAAGAUUUCUUGGAGGUAUUCAGUCCUCAGCCCCAAUGGUGGAUUGUUUAUUUUGUGUCGUUUUGCAAUCCGAUGGAAAUCAAUUCUCAAGUGAUUACUUAAAGGAAAAAAAAAAAUCUAUCAACAACUAUUCCUUGUUCUGAGGAGAAAAAAAUCUACUUUGAACAUGGGAGGAAGGACAGACGAGUAAAGAGGAGGCUGCAACCCAUUGAAUCAUUCACACGCAAACAUGAGAGCUCCUAUUCGUUGGUUACUGUCCAACUUCUCUCAAAUCAAAACUCCUUCCAUGAAGAAUGUUUGUACCGGAGAUCAAGCUUCUGGUAUUAGCAGACCCAGAUUAGAAGUUGGUAGGUUCCUUACCAAGGUUCGAAAUGAAGGAGAUGGAGCUGUUGUUAGAAGAUGCAUUUUAAGCAAGGAAUUCAAGAGUGUGGAUCCUUUUAUUCUGUUUGAUGAGUUCGAUGUUUCUGCACCUGGUGGGUUCACUGACCAUCCACAUAGAGGUUUCGAGACAGUCACAUACAUGUUACAGGGAGCUUUGACUCAUCAAGAUUUUGCAGGACACAAGGGUACAAUCAGAACUGGUGAUGUACAGUGGAUGACUGCUGGUCGGGGAAUAGUUCACUCGGAAAUGCCUGUAGGAGAAGGAACCAAUAAGGGCCUGCAGCUUUGGGUCAAUUUGUCAUCCAAAGAUAAAAUGAUCGAGCCUAGAUACCAAGAUUUACCCAAGGAGAAUAUCAAGAGGGCUAAGAAAGAUGGAGUUCAGGUCAGGGUUAUAGCAGGAGAAGCCAUGGGAAUCCGAUCGCCAAUAUUCACAAGAACUCCAGCAAUGUACGUUGAUUUCAUCCUGAAACCUGAAGCUAAUUGUUACCAAAGUAUUCCAGAGUCCUGGAACUCCUUUGUAUAUGUGGUUGAAGGAGAGGGUGUCUUCGGGACAUUGGAUUCAGCAUCAACAACAGCUCACCAUGUCCUGGUCUUGGGUCCAGGGAACGGUGUCAAUGUAUGGAACAAAUCCAGUGAUCCUCUCAGAUUCAUUCUAAUUGGAGGGAAACCUCUUAAUGAACCUGUCUCUAGACAUGGGUUCUUUGUGAUGAAUACUCAAGCUGAGAUAAAGCAGACUAUUGAGGACUAUCUCCUUUUCCAAAAUGGUUUUGAAAAAGCUAGGUAUUGGAGGUCUCAACCAAUCUAGGUUGAAAUUUUGAAACAGUUGGAAUGGUUCUGAACAGGAAUGAGAACGUAUCAAUCCAAAAAAGCAAGAAGAGUAGCAUCUCUAUUUACAUCCAACAGAUAGAAAUUAGAUGGUUGCAGGAAAGAAGAGCUGAUGAACUCAGAAUUUAUGUGGUUUAGAAGCUUCAUUAUGCAGAUGCAGUUGAAUUACUAGCAAAAUAUUGAGAGAGUCAUCUGAAAUGAGAGGAACAGGGGACUGUUGGAGAAUAAGAAAUGAGAUAAAGUUAGGUUGUGCUUAGAUGUUGGUGAGGGACUGGUGGGGUGGGCCUGCAUACCCAAGGAAUUUCAAGGCAUCUCCCCCAGGAUUUUAGAUGUGAUUGGCAUACCAUUUUGGAAAUCUGAUGUUAUGAUUUCUGGAGCUGUGCUUUUUUAUAUUUGAUUUAUGGUUUUGUAUAGGCAUGACUGAUAUACAUUAUGUAUAUACUUUUCUCUUCAUUUUAAUGAAUUUUUUGGUGUUGCUGAUUA
Molecule: messenger RNA, 1887 nt
Organism: Macadamia integrifolia
Lineage: Eukaryota; Viridiplantae; Streptophyta; Magnoliopsida; Proteales; Proteaceae
Product: pirin-like protein
Exons: 7
Coding region: 428-1384 (318 amino acids)
Source: RefSeq, a predicted model, not a curated record